AUUCUCUUAUCUCGAACCAUCGGCGAUCAGUCGUUCUAGAAAGGACUGCAAGUGCACAUGUGAAUGCACUUUUGCAAGGACUGGUGGAGUUAUCAGGCCAUCAGGGCAUCCCUUACGUCUCACUCGUGAGCCUUUUCUACCUCGUGCUUGGCUAUCUCCGAUCUGUUUCUGAGAUCAUCUGAUUUUUCACGUGCAUCCACUCGUGAGUCGUAUUGAUGGAUACAUAGCCGUCUUCCCUACUCACAGGUAUCAGUCUGACCUGGAUCAGAAGAAGUCAACACAGAGUCCACAGCUAUGACUAUAUCACGAAUUGAACGCGAUAAUUUGCGGCUCAUACAAAACACCACCGAACGAUGCACCGACUCCCUUCAUUGUGAGACGGCGAUUCAUACUCCGCCCUCAACCCUCGUUGCUAUCUUUCUUGUCCCCUCGGCUGUGAUUUCAUUGUUGUUCAUCUACAAGCUCCUAUUAUGGGGAAAACCCGCGCCGCCUGUUUCGAGUGAUGUGAGCCAUCAUUGCGAGAACAAAGCCAUCCCAGUGCCAAUCGAGGUCGAAACGCUCGUGGAAACUUUUGGAGAAUGGUCGCAACGAAAUAACGAGCUCCACCCAGGCAGAGUUCCGACAGAUCCGUUGUGUGUUAUUUGCAUCGAUACCAUAGAGAAAGCCGAUCAGAUCUCAGCUCUACCGUGCCUGCAUUUCUUCCAUCGCAAUUGCUUCAGUCAGCUCUUGCAAGCAAGGAUAGGACGGUGUCCGGUGUGCCAACAAGCUAUGACUCAAUGCGACACUGCUGUAAGAUCUGACCCUCUGGCCACGGAAGAAGUGUGAUAUGACCGCAUAUGCAGCACAAGUGGAAGUGUUUUUGACUGAAACUUGCUCACCUACGUGAACACCGCUUGAUUGAUGGCAAGGCACAAGAGAAUAUACAUUGUAACGCGAUCUCAAACAGAAUCAAAGGCAAACUUCAAGGUGUGCAUUAC
Aureobasidium subglaciale EXF-2481 is the source of this 977-nucleotide messenger RNA. RefSeq lists its product as uncharacterized. The record is from RefSeq and is a predicted model, not a curated record. NCBI's taxonomy places the organism in Eukaryota, Fungi, Ascomycota, Dothideomycetes, Dothideales, Saccotheciaceae. Bases 295 to 825 code for a protein of 176 amino acids. The transcript is spliced from 3 exons.